AACAUAUGAUAGUCCAAAGUUGCUGUGUUUGGCUGGUUUAAAGGAUUUGAUUGAUUAAUUUUGCUUGUGUGAAUGUGAGCAGGCAAGGCACACACCUCACUCAUUUUUCUGCAAACCACAGCUUGAGGAAACUGGCUGUUUGAUCAUAAGGAAGGAGGUAUGCAUGCAGUUAAGAACUUGGCUCUGAAGUCAGGGCCGUCCGGGUUGAGUCCUGCUGUAAGAUUUACUGGCCAUGUGACCUUGAGCAAUGAAAUAAUGUUUUUACAGUCCUUACCACAGUGUUUGGCUCACAAUAAGAACUCAACAGUUGGUAGCAAUAAUUAUUAACAUUCGAUUUGCCACAAAUAGUAAUAUUAUCAUUGUCCUGCCCUAGUACUGUCAUUAAGUCAUGACUAAGGCAUCACCGUGGAUUUGUACACUGUGUGCAAGAAAAGUAACCAACAAAGACCAGCCCUAUGAGGUCAUCGGGGAAGACCUCAUUCUCUUCAUUGGACAGAUAAAAAAAAAAAACAAAACACCCACACUUAACACAGGGAAGAGACCUGCUCCCAGUCACGUAGCUAGUAAGAGCAGAGCCAAGACUUAAACCAGAACUUCUGAUGCCAGUUCUCUUUCCACUACACUGCAUGGCCUCUGGGCAUUAGCAUUUCCAGGCUUUAUAGUCAUCCAAGUUUGUAAAAUCAAAUAGGAGUUAGGAUUACAGAUAUGCACACUGGGACUAACUGUUCCCCUCUCUCCAUUCAUAGGCGCUUGGGAUUGUGGGCCCCUGGGGCAUUCCACCCAGGCUGCAGAGCACAUGGAUGUGGCUACUCUCCCCAGACUGCCCCCUGCCAUGGGGACAGACUGGCUCCUAGGGAGAGCAAAGUGUUCUUUUAUAGAGUAUCUGCUAUAUCCCUCAGGACUGGACUGGGAAUGCUAGCUGCCCCCCUGAACUCCAAAAGCCAAAGAUGCUUGUAGAUGUGUCCCUUGAAAACUGAAUACACUUACCACUUGAGCAAACAUCUGGGUGUGCUAAGGCUCUGAAGUGUGGUUCUCAGUGCAAACUGCCAAAGCAGAUAAUACAUAAAGUACUCCAAGAGUCAUAGACAGUCCAAGCUCAAUAAACCGAGGCCUUAUUUUAAUCUGAACUGUUUAUUUUAUAGAAAAGGAAAUCCGGGCAUAGAAACAUCCUUAAGAUAUUUGUCAUCACUACAGGGAGCCAUUUUUGACAUAAGCCAUCUUUAGUGACUACAAUAUCUCCUCAAAUGGGAUGAUUGGAUGGAAGUCAGUCUGGGGACUUUGUGUAAUAGGAGCCCUAAGAGAGGCCAUAUAGAGCUGCCAGGCACACUGUAAUGCAUUGAGGAUGAAGAGAUGAACAACCACACAGCACCUAUCCUUGAAAAGCUUACAGUGAGGAACCGGACGCUAGCUUCCCCAAGAAUGAGGAAUCAGCAACAUGACAGAAGAUAUCAAGACUAAAAUCAAGAAUUACCAGACUGCCACUUUUGACAGUCACUUCCCCAACCAGAAGCAGACCAGGAACUGUUGGCAGAACUACUUGGACUUCCAUCACUGUGAGAAGGCAAUGACUGCUAAAGGGGGUGAUGUCUCUGUGUGCAAAUGUUACUGGCAUGUGUACAAAUCCCUCUGCCCCACAUCCUGGGUGUUGGCCUGGGAUGAUCGCAGAGCAGAAGGCACAUUUCCUGGAAGAUGUAAACUGGCACCACCUCACCUCUCCUCUGUCCUCCAUCCUUCUUCCAGGAAGGUAGGUAAAGGGGGACCUGGAUACAUCCCACCCUGAGAUCCUGAAUCAUGGCUUAACUAACAAUAUAUACUUAUCUAAAAAAGUGAAGAAAAAAACCCAAAAACUUACAGUGACAAAACAGGAUGUUACAACCUAAAUAGAGGUAUUUGCAGAUACAAUAUCAAGCCCUCUUUGCAUAUCACUGCGUAUACAUAUCACCCUGAAUGCUACCACUAAGUUAAUUAGGAAAACCAAGUCCCUAGGCACAUGUCUUUAACAAAAUGUUGUCCAUGAAGAUUUCUAAAUUUGGUCCUCCCCAGCUGACUUUAUUUUGAGAGGUGACUUUCUGCUGUCAUCACCCAAGGUCCUCCACAUUUACUCCAUAUUCUUGUCCACUCUGCACAAGGGUCAUUCCUUGCCUGGAGUGCACUCCUUUCAUGGUCCACCCAGAACAGUAAUUUCACGGGGAAAGCAAGUGGGUGAAGAUUUGGGGGGUGACUUUUCUAGGUGGCUGGUGAGUAGUGUUUCAAUUCCCUACAAAUCAGCAAAUAUAAAGAAAAUACAAAUUAGAUCCCGUUUUCUUUCUUAGCUGAUCAUGACUUCCGAGCAAGGCCAGAGCUCUUAUGCUCAGCAUCUCUGGUCCAUCAGCCUCAAGGGCACCUUUCAGUUCCACAUGGACCAUAAGCACAAAGAUACCAAAAGUAUAGAUAUUACUUUUCCCAUUGGUCUGCCUUUUGUAGAAAUUUCCAGGAACUGUUAUUUUUCCAUCCCUCUUUCCUAACAUAUGAGCUUUCCUGCCCUCCCUUACACAUUUUUCUCUCGAAGCCCAGUCGUCAAGCCUUUAGGUCUGCUGCUGAUUGUCCCAGAUGUAUUGUUUCUUCUUGGAGAGACAUUGAUUCCAGAGCCUGACUGGGAAUGAAUCUCACCUCCACUUAGUAGCUGUAGGAUUCAAGUUACUCUUACUCAGUUAUUACAUCUAUAAAUGGGGAUUUACCACGUUUCCUUCCAGAGUUAACAUCAUGGGCUUCCAAUUUGCUAGCUUGGAUCACUGACCCUUGCUAGCUGACUUCCUACUGUAAUUGAUCACCAUCCAGACACGUGGUUGUGGCACCUCAAGCAGAACCAUCUACAUACAUCUGGGUUUAUGCACUCUGUAGAAGACAUCAAACUAUGAACUUAUUAUUUGUGCCUUUUUUCUGUAUAUAUGUUAAACUUUAAUAAAAUAUUUACUUUAAGAUUUUGCAUUUAUGUUAAAUCCACUUAGCUAUACAGGAUCUAC
Molecule: messenger RNA, 3002 nt
Organism: Hipposideros armiger (great roundleaf bat)
Lineage: Eukaryota; Metazoa; Chordata; Mammalia; Chiroptera; Hipposideridae
Product: cytochrome c oxidase subunit 6B1-like
Exons: 2
Coding region: 1436-1780 (114 amino acids)
Cellular component (GO): mitochondrion; respiratory chain complex IV
Source: RefSeq, a predicted model, not a curated record